AAAUGUCUUUAGCAGUAACCGUAGUCGUUAGUGAUUAAUGUUGCGAAUACGUAAAUAUCAUAGAAAACAAGUAAUUCCUAUUCAGUCUGACUAAAUAUAAAAGACAAAUGUUGUUCCUCAAUAAGAAAAAGUUGAUUUGUAGUCUCUUCUUCGAAAAGAGCUAGUGUGGAAAGUUCUGUAAUAGUAUUGUUUGCAAAUAACUGUACAGAAUAAUAUGAUAUUCUAUUACAUUUUUACAUUGUAAUAUUUAAUUUAUUUAAGAAAGUUUUAGUACUGUUACAGGAAUUAAAUAUAAAAAAUACCAAUGCAUAAAAAACUAAUCACGUGCGAUCUUAUAGAUUUAAAUAGUCCUGAUAGAAAGGGCUUUAGAGGUUGUAGACUUGCGUCGCCUUUGAUACCUGUUCCCACAGAUGCGGCAGAGAGUAAUUGCAAUAGUCAUGUUGACAAAACAAGUUCUCUAGUGACUGUAAAACGUGAUAGUUUAGAGAACAAUCCUUUUGAUAUGGUGCUGCAUAAAACAACAGAGUACAUACAAAAAAAGGAUGACCCAUUUGAGGUGGUUUUGGAAAAGGCACUUAAAUCAAAACAUAAAAAAGGUGCAUCAUCUAGAACAUGUUCUAUUGACUUUACUGAUGAUUAUAUCCUAAAACGAAGAAAGAAAUCUCAGAAAUUAAAAAUGAAUAGGACAUUGGAUGAAUCUUGGAUUAACGAAGAACUGAGUCCAAAAAAUAUGCCUGACAACAAAAUGUCUAAUGUAGGUAUAACAUUUGGAUCGAAUAAAUUUGACAUACAAAUUGAUCAUUUAAAACCUACAAAUAUAUCUGCUGAUUUAUCAGUUUCAAAGAGUAAAUGUGUUAUACCUACUAUACAAGUUCAAGAUACUGAUUUAUCUAUUUUAAAUCAGUCCGUAAUGAAUGAUACAUUGUUUGAAAUACAAAGUGAUACAUGUAAUGACAAUCAAGAUAAUAUUUUAAUGAAUUUAAAAGAAGACGUAUAUACUAUUGGUCAUAUUCAAACUGCUAGUACAUUAUUGCCAAAAUUGCGACGUUCUUUUUCACAAGGAGAGAACAUACUGCCAAAAAGGUCACAAUGUUUAGAUCGAAUAUCAGUGAUAGAAUCUGUCCAAACUGAAUAUGAAAACAAAAAUAGCACAUCAUCUUCCCCUGAUUUCUUAAAUGAAGGUUUUUUGAAAAGUGGUAGUAUUGGAAGUUCUAUAUUUACAAGUAUAUCAAGCAUUUCUUCCAUAGCUCAGUCGUCAAAUUCUCCAUCCAUAAUUAAUACAUCAUUAAUACUAUCAAAUGGUACCUUAAAUAGAACAUUUUUGGAGAGCUGUUCAUCUGACAAAUCAAAUACAACAAAAAUAAAUUCUUCUAAGGAAGUCAGAUCGACAUCAUUAACUACAAAUGGUUUAAUAAAACCAGUAACAAAUAUUUCAAACAAAACAAGGGCUUCUAUAUCUGAUUUAACAGACCGACUUAAUAAACUAAAAACGAAAGCUUCGGAAUAUCAUGUGCCUGAAAUUAUUACAGACAAGGAGACUGAAACUAUUUCUAGCCUUUCUAAUGACAUUAAGGAAUCUGUAACUGUGAUGGAAAAUAAUGAAAAAUGUGAUACAAAUAACAAGUUAAUAGAUGUCGAUCUAUUUUCACCAGGAUCAAAUUGCAGUUCACACCAAUGUAGAAAUUCCAUUUCAGAUACAUCAUCUGAUUCUGUGUUUCUUGAUGAGGACAAGGUCAAUAAAUCAAUACUUCAUGAAGCAAAAAUUCUUGCUAGAACUUUCGAAGAGAUGGCUUUAAAGACGAGUUCAGGCUCAAGCACCGAUGACUUGAUUAGCAACAAUCCAUUAUGGACAUCUGAGUUACUUCCAGCAUUUGAUGAUGAAGUUGAUAAUUUAAUUGAACUGCCUACAUCUCCUAAUAUAAAUAAUGUAAAUUCGAGCCAUGAAAAAGUUACACAUUGUAAAGAUAGCGUUUUACAUGAAAACGCGAAUGACAAUGUGAAAGAUUUAGAAAAGGAACUAAUUGAUCCGAUAUCUACCGAGAAACGUGUCACAGCGGCAACACUUUUAUUGGAUCUUAAAGAAUUAAUUAAUACAGAAAAUAAUACUGAAGCAAAUAAAUUAUUGGAAAAUUUGGAGAGAGCUUUGGGUAUUAGUUGGGAAAGUAAUACUGAAUUACUAAGUACUUAUCUCAAUUUAACUAACAAUUUAGCAAAGAGUCCGCAAAAGUUAAAUAACGAUUUAGAAAUGAAAAAUGUAACAGAAACUACUAUUGAACAUAGUCUAGAUACUAAUGUUACUGGUGAUUUGUCGGAAAAUAUUAAAGAAUUAGGUACAAAUCUAAAUGGUAACGAUUCAAGUCUUGAUAAAUUUUCAGUUAAUAGUCAAAAAUGUUUGAAAGAAAUCGAUAAUGAAUUAAAUGACAGAUCAAGAAAUGACAACGAAAAAACAAAAAUCGAAAAUGAGAAUGAAGAUUCUAAUGCCCAAAAUACAAAUACUGAAGGUACCACGCGCAGAGUGGAAAGCAAUAAUUCUGUAAAUGAAAAUGUGGUAAUGGAUCUUCUUACAAAUAUAGGAAAAUUGUUAAUUGGACAGCCUCAAGAAUACGCUACUGUUAACUUCCUUAAAAAAUUUGGAGAUGUUCUACAUUUGGUUUCCGGUAAUAUUAAUGUAAAUGAAAAUAUAAAAACGAAUACCAAUGAUGUAGAAAUUGUACAAAUAUCAAAAGGGUCUAAAUUGAAGUAUGAAAAUAAAGCGAAUUCUUCAGUUUUGUCUAAAUCUGUCAAUAGAUUAAGUUUACAGAUGGAAUCAAAGAAACAGUCAACUGGCAAACCUUCACCGAAAAGGAGCACAUCGAUAUCUCAAAUUCUGCCAGUUAAGACAAUACCAAGUCCGUUAUUGUGUCAGAGGAAAAGUACAAAUCAACUCAAAGAUGUUGCAAAACGAUUUUCCAGUGAUCCUGGUUUUAUUAGUCUAGUGACGAAUCAAAAAGUUAUCACAAACGAUAAUAAAUUUAAAUCGGUGCAGGACGUAGAAAUAAAAUCAGACACAAAUCUUGAGAAAGAAAAGACUGCAGUGGUUGGAACAGUUAAAAGUAGGUUGAAAAAGAAAGUUGGUGGAGAUGUCAUAAACAAAAAAGGACCAAUGAAAGCUACUCUUCCCAUCGGAAAUAUGCAAAAAAAAGAAUCCUUCAAUAAAAACAUGAACUCCACCACUGAUACCACACCUCCUAAUGCUCAUAAAAUAAUUAGUAGUACUCCUAACCCUACGGUUACUAGAAACAUAGUAAAAAAACCUACACGGCCUUUGAAACCUGUAGCUUCGUCGACGCCGGAUGCGCAAAAUUCAAAAACACGAAGACUACCAUCGCAUACAAGUAACAAUACAAAUAAGCGCAACAGUACAUGUGAUGUUUCGCCUGUAACUACACGGCUUAAUGUUAGUAAUAGUGAUGGUGUUAAUAGUAGUCCAAAAAGGACUGGCAAGAUACCAUCAUCAAGGAAUACAACUCCUAAACGCCGUUCAGUGGAUUCUAGCAUUCCAAGAUCUCAAACUCCUCCAGUCAAUAAAAAAUUAAAUUCGUCGCUCAAUGUUAGUCAUCACGAGCGAUUGAUCGAAUCACCACAGCGUUCAUCGUAUAAAGUAUCAAAUUCGCAAAAAAAUUCACCGAUAUCCUUAAGAAGGAAUGGUAAUAAUACACAACAAAGUCCUCUGAGAGACAAUAAUAAACUCGCACAUAAAGUGAAGCCAGUAAACUUGAUCUCAAAAAUUCGACGACACAGUGUUGGUAAUAAUGUAAUGGAAAAAGAAAACGCCUAUAUUUAAAUUCUGAAGAAAGUGAUCUCAUUAUUAACGAUGGUUAUAUAAUUGAACUUUUAGCGUGAGCAUUUUUUACUUUUAUAACUUUUGUACUUAUGUAUUAUUUUACAAUAAAAUAUUUGUUUCAAGUAUAAAG
Messenger RNA from Megalopta genalis, 3953 nucleotides. RefSeq lists its product as uncharacterized. Lineage: Eukaryota; Metazoa; Arthropoda; Insecta; Hymenoptera; Halictidae. The record is from RefSeq and is a predicted model, not a curated record.